GAUGGACGACUUUCUCGUUUGGAAUCCGGAAGAAUAUGAAAAUCUUACCCAAAUCGUUUUAACUCCAGAUCUCAUUUGGCUUCCGGAUUUUGGUAUUGAAAAUAGUGCUAAAUCCAUAUAUGACGAAUUGCACUUUAAAAGAUUUAGAGUUAGUAUUCUUCAUAACGGAUUAUUAAAUUGGGUUCCCGGCGGAAAAUUUUUAACUUCAUGCAAACUUGAUAUCACAUUUUAUCCUUUUGACGAUCAGGAAUGCAAUAUUGAUUUUGUUGACUGGGCUUAUCAUGGAUUACAGGUAAAUCUUAUUAAUGGAUCGUCAGAAAUUGGGCUAGAUGCUUAUACAGAAUCAGGAGAAUGGAAAAUUAUAGGGACUAAAGCAGUCAGUGAGGAUCAAUUUUAUGAAAGUGACCCCGGAGUACCUUUUCCCCGUGUCAGAUUUACACUCUUUUUGAGAAGGAAACCUAUGUUUUAUUUGAUAAAUAUUAUAACACCAUGUAUGACUAUGUCCUUACUGGCUUUGUUGGUAUUCUAUCUACCUCCUGACAGUGGGGAAAAAGUUUCUUUAGGGAUUACUGUCCUUUUAAGUUUUAGUGUCUUCCUUUUAUUGGUUGCGGAAAAUGUUCCAAAAACAUCAGAGUUCAUUCCCCUUCUUGGUAAAUAAGUUAUAUUUUAGAAACGACAGAUAUCGG
Molecule: messenger RNA, 686 nt
Organism: Dimorphilus gyrociliatus
Lineage: Eukaryota; Metazoa; Annelida; Polychaeta; Dinophilidae
Source: the annotation of a GenBank genome assembly